AUGGUAAGUUUAGACAAAAUAAAACAAUUUAUAUUUAAAAAUGAUGAUAUAAUAAUAAUGAGGAUUUUUUACUAUUUUUCUAGUAAUAUAGAAUAUUUUAAAUUGUCUAAUAGAACAAUUAUUGUUAAUGAAGUUAAAUAA
This is a messenger RNA of Vairimorpha ceranae, 141 nucleotides long. RefSeq lists its product as hypothetical. The coding region runs from base 1 to 141 and encodes 46 amino acids. The record is from RefSeq and is a predicted model, not a curated record. NCBI's taxonomy places the organism in Eukaryota, Fungi, Microsporidia, Nosematidae. The transcript has a single exon.